UACGCUUUGCAUCUAGGUUCGCAACAGUGUACCUAACAUGCGCGACAAAACGUAAGGUUUAGCACUUCAAACGUUACGCUUAGGUCACGCUAGGUGUGUGGUUCCGCCACAAAGCACAUUUGCGCGUAUAAGAUUGUGUGAUCACAGCCGCUUCCUGAUCUCCCCCGUCCCCUUCCCCGCCUUUUUUUUUUCUUCUCCCGCUGAGUAUUUGCUUUUGUCCGGUUCAGCGUAGACAGCGAAGCUUCUGCAGUUGACUAAAUGAUCUUGUUUUGAUAUGAUAGUUCAGCAUUUUUGUUUUUAGAAGCGCUAGCUGAUUUUCUAAUCUUUAAAGAAUUUCUGCGCAACCUGUGGAACGUCGUCGCGCAUGAGGCUGGAAAAGCUUGAUAAUCACCGACAAGUCAGAACAAGCCCACUGACGCUGUUUUGGUGUCCUAAAGCGAUCCUGUUUCUCUGGCCAUAAUUCUCGGCCGAUUUCACGAAGUAGCCUCACUGUUUGAGCGGACUUGCGAGCACCGACCUGUAAGAAAUUAUUCUGCACUUCAACUCAACUAGGAAGUAAUUUCUUACUCCGGCACCAUAUCGACAGAAUUUCUUUCAACGUACGACUCCGUUAGUUUGUACAAGCGAGCCACCACGCAUCAUUCGCCAGAGGAAACGUCGAAGUCGAAUAUGACCAGCGGAGACGAAGCGGAAACGAGACCCAUGCGGACGCACGUUCGCGACUUCCAGUGCGGCCUCGGUUCGUGGCGUCCAAAGUGGCUGCAAACGUUCGCGUCGCCGAGGUGCCUGUUCUUCUUCCUCAACCUACUGGCGAUGUGUCAGUCGGCCUACAAGGCUUACACCAUGGGGUCCCUGUCGACGCUGGAGCGCCGGUUCAGCCUGUCCUCCAAGUCGAUCGCCAUCAUCCUCGUCGCCGAAAGCAUCAGUCCCAUAUUCUUCGACAUUCCGCUGGGCUACGUCGCCAGCUGGAUCAGCCGGCCGAAGCUUCUCUCGCUGGGCAUGAUGGUCGUCGGGUGCAGUUCCUUGGCCGUGGCCCUGCCUUACGUCAUCUUCGGGCCGGCGACCCAUCUGCUCGCCGACGAAGGCGAGCGCAGACAGCCGGCGGACUUUGCCAGCCUCGAGUUCUGCGGUGCUGCUGGAGGCGGCGGUGGGUUGACCGUGAGUCCCGACUGCACGACCCAGAUAGCGGAGAGUUACCUGCCGUUCAUAAUUCUGUUCGUGGCGUCCUUUUUGAAUGGAUUCGGUCAGAGCGUCCUCCAUGUAGCCGGGAGCAGCUACAUCGACGACAGUGUCAAGAAAAAGAGUUCACCGUUGUAUUUCGGAGCAAGCUUCGCUCUCAGAUCCAUUGGACCUGCACUGGGCUUUCUUGGCGCCAGUCUGAGCCUCUCUUUUUAUGAAGACCCUUUCCUGAGUCCCGACAUCCCAACGACGGACCCGCGAUGGAUAGGCUGCUGGUGGCUGGGCUACGUGUUCUGGGGCUGCCUGCUACUCCUGGCCAGCGUACCGGUGCUGCUAUUUCCCAAGGUGAUGCCGGCCCGGCUGCCCGACCCGCCGCUGGUUUUCAAGAAACGCGCCGAUUCCAGCCACCUUUCGGAGAUCGGCAAGUCGCUGUCCCGGCUGCUGCGCAAGCGCGUCUACGUACUCCAGCUGUUCGUGUCUAUGCUGAUGGUGAGCGGACUGCAAGGCUACACAAUGUUCUCGGCCAAGUACAUGGAGGUGCAGUUCCGAAACUCAGCGGCCCGAGCGAGCGCGUUCGCUGGGCUGGUAUCAUCCGUAUUCAACACUGCGAGUUUCCUGGUCUCCGGUUUGCUGAUACACCGCCUGAGGCCGGCACCCCGGGUGCUGGCCUGGUACAACGUGGUCGUCAUCUUCGCCGUCUCCUGCGGCUUUGCUGUGGCGAUGCUCAUCAAGUGCGAGUACGGCACCAUGCCAGGAGUUUCGCUCGUCCAGGGAAAGCUUGACCUCUACAACCAGUGCAACGACCAGUGUGACUGCACUCUUCAGAGCUACCAGCCUGUGUGCGAACCUGUAGGGGGCACCGUGUACUUUUCACCCUGCUUUGCUGGCUGCCAAAUGCCGGCCGGUGAGUUCGGAGCCAACCUCACUAAGCUUACUAAUUGCGACUGCCUCAAAACGUUCGACGACAGCGACUUCUUCUCUGGCAACGCCGUGGUGGGCUUCUGCAAGGGAACCUGUCCCAUGUUUGUGCAGUUCAUCAUUAUAGUCUCACUCGUCCAAUUCAUGGGCAUGUCCACGUCCGUGAGCCACACACUCUUCAUGCUGCGGAGCAUAAGUCCCAGCGACAAGACCAUCGCUCUUGGACUUGCAAAUGCGCUGGCAAAUCUGCUCUCGUACAUCCCUUACCCGCUCAUCUACGGUGCCGUGAUCGACGGGUCGUGCCAGGUGUGGGAAAGCGCCUGCGGGACCAGCGGCAACUGCUGGCUCUACGACCUGGGACGGCUGCGGCAUUCCUACCUGGGCACGUCGGCUGGCUUCCUCUUCAUGUCCGGGCUCUUCUCAAUCGCCGUGGCGGCUGUGGCGGGCGAUCUGAAGGACUUCUACGGAGAAACCUACCUACAGGUCCCAAACUUCGGGGCGCCAGAGUGCGAGCCUCCCAGGAACGGCGUCACAAAGCAGAAAAAAGCGGACGUCAAGCGAGGACCGAAGGGACUCAUCCGCAACUGACCGCCGACGUCUGCCCAGAAGCCCCGCCGACUGUGGCAGUUAGUGAACUGCCAUGGCAUGAACUAUGAUGACAUGAACUGUCAUGAAGGGCGAUAACAUGAACUGUCAUGGGUGUUCACUUUGUGAACUGUGAUGUCAAAGUACAGGGAAUAAGGGCUAUAAUUGAUUUUGCGCAUCGGGACGCUUCGGCGGAGGGCGUCCCUAUGAGGACGACAGCGGUGCGGAAAUACCGGAGCGUAGACUUCUAUAGCUGCGCAUUCUGUUCAAGGCAUUGUCUAGGAAAUCGUUUUCUAUUUUCGGGGCCGUUAAGAUCAUAAACCGGUGUCGUGGCUGGCA
Dermacentor andersoni is the source of this 3021-nucleotide messenger RNA. Its product is annotated as solute carrier organic anion transporter family member 74D-like. The record is from RefSeq and is a predicted model, not a curated record. NCBI's taxonomy places the organism in Eukaryota, Metazoa, Arthropoda, Arachnida, Ixodida, Ixodidae. Gene Ontology annotation, molecular function: protein binding. Gene Ontology annotation, biological process: transmembrane transport; sodium-independent organic anion transport. Gene Ontology annotation, cellular component: basolateral plasma membrane.